Messenger RNA from Quercus robur (English oak), 1718 nucleotides. Its product is annotated as probable E3 ubiquitin-protein ligase LUL4. The coding region runs from base 322 to 1434 and encodes 370 amino acids. Gene Ontology annotation, molecular function: ubiquitin protein ligase activity. The record is from RefSeq and is a predicted model, not a curated record. The transcript has 3 exons. Gene Ontology annotation, biological process: protein ubiquitination. Lineage: Eukaryota; Viridiplantae; Streptophyta; Magnoliopsida; Fagales; Fagaceae.
UUUUUAAUUUUUUUAUGAGAAAAAAACUCAAGGGAUUUUUCAAAAACUUGACCGUAGAAAUUCCAGAAGAUCCCCAAACCGUACUAUUCACUUGCGUAGAGAGAGAGAGAGAACAAGAAAUCGAAGAAAACAGCAAAAAUCUAUCUUUUAACACUAUUUCUUUCACAACACUUUCCUUCUCUUCUCUUCCUUCCUUCAAACUAUUCCACCCAAAGCAAACUCCAAAACCCAUAUACACAUAUCUCUUCUUCCUAUCUACACCCUUUUCCCUUUCCCCGAAAUUCCCAAAUUUACAAUCUUUUCAAUCUCUCAAAAACCCAAAUGGGAAUUUCAUUUAGCAACAAUAGAAGAAGAAACAACCCAUAUUUUCAACACCCACAUCAUCCUCCUCCUCCCCCAUACUAUUACUCAGACCAACAACCACCACCACCGCCGCAGCCGCCGCCGCCACCACAUAACUAUGGUCCUUAUCCUCCACCCCACCACCCUUAUCCUGUGCACCCUUCUCCUCCUCCGCCACCACCACCACCCCAGAACUACUACUACUGUGGCUCUACUUAUGCCAAUCCCAUGACUGCUCGCUUCAACUAUAACCAACAUCCCCACCCUUAUGUUAACCACACUAAUGGGUGGCUUGCACCUAGCCCUAGGCCACAAGCUGUGGACCCACCUCGUUAUGUGGACCACCAAAACGCCAAGAAGGUGAGGAACGAUGUGAAUAUUAAUAAGGAUACGCUAAAGCUUGUUGUUGAUGAGCAGAACCCGGAUCAUGUCUUGGUCUCUUUUGUUUUCGAUGCUUUGCACGAUGGGAGCAUCACAAUUUUCUACUUUGCCAAGGAAGAGUCAAACUGUAGGUUUGUUCCAUUUUUUCCUGCAAACUUUACACCUGUGAAAAUCCCCUUUCAGAAAGGAUUUGGCCAGAGAUUUUGUCAGCCUUCAGGAACAGGCAUUGACUUAGGCUUUUUUGAGCUGGAUGAUCUCUCAAAACCAUCACCUGGAGAAGAUGUAUUUCCUCUUGUAGUAUCUGCUGAAACACUGCCCCCUCACUCAACAGACAAGACUCUUGGUGAGUGUGUACCCAACACAAACCCUCGUAUGCAGAUUACUCAAGCUGUUCUAGAGAAGAACAAUGAUGAACAUUUCCAAGUGAGAGUUGUUAAGCAAAUAUUAUGGAUUGAUGGAUUUCGCUAUGAGCUCCGUGAGAUAUAUGGAAUAGGAAGCUCGGAAGCAGAAGGCUUUGACGACAGUGACCCAGGGAAGGAGUGUGUGAUAUGCAUGACUGAACCUAAGGAUACAGCUGUAUUACCCUGCCGACAUAUGUGUAUGUGCAGUGAUUGUGCAAAAGCGUUGAGGCUUCAAUCAAAUAAGUGUCCCAUAUGCCGUCAACCUAUUGAGGAACUUUUAGAGAUCAAGAUACAUAAUGGUGAUCAAUGAAAGAUUCUUUUCUUCUUGCCAACUUUGGAUUGUAUGGUAUGGCUGUCUACUUUUUGUUUGUAUGUGUCGUCAUCUGUUUCAUACCUCUCUAUAUAUUCUUCUUCUUUGUAUAUUAUGAAAAUAGUAUCAGAAUUAAAUUUUUGUCUGAUCUUUUAUUAACGUGCAGUGCAUUUAUUUGUGGAUCUGUAAGUGUUUAACAGUCUUAGCAAAAAACAUUUGUCUAGUUCUUGAAAGAUUUUAUUUAUUUAUUGAAAAAAGGGAUAAUAAAGGCUGUGGUUAUGAAC